This is a messenger RNA of Dothidotthia symphoricarpi CBS 119687, 4319 nucleotides long. RefSeq lists its product as uncharacterized. Gene Ontology annotation, molecular function: protein binding; structural constituent of nuclear pore. The record is from RefSeq and is a predicted model, not a curated record. NCBI's taxonomy places the organism in Eukaryota, Fungi, Ascomycota, Dothideomycetes, Pleosporales, Dothidotthiaceae. Gene Ontology annotation, cellular component: nuclear pore outer ring. The coding region runs from base 117 to 4229 and encodes 1370 amino acids. The transcript is spliced from 4 exons. Gene Ontology annotation, biological process: transcription-dependent tethering of RNA polymerase II gene DNA at nuclear periphery; protein import into nucleus; poly(A)+ mRNA export from nucleus.
UUGUCAACCUCGCGACCGCGCAUCGAGGAGCCAAAACUACCAACGGCGCGCUCCAUCGCGUCUCGCCAUCAACCCUACAUCGACCUCACCUGCCAUCACCUCUCAUCACCUCCAUCAUGUUCUCGCCAGAAGCAUCAGUCCAGAGCGCGCGCAGCUCCCUGCGCAAUCCCCGGCGACGCCAGCGCAACUCUGAUGGGCUGCAGCAACAGUCGCGACGCAAGCGUAGCAAGCUCUCCGAUGAAAGCUUCCACGUCGUGACUGACGUGCACGUGAAAGAAAAUGGCAGCGUGAUGAUGAACGGCCAUGCCGGCCACAGCAGCGUCGAGAACUCGCUCGUGUUGGUCGACAUGCCUGUCCGUGAGAAGAAGGCAGCACCAAAACGCGCGCCAAAGGAGGACAACACACAGCUGCUGACGAAGAAUGCAAAUUACAGCGUCAAGAAGCUGCCCGGCUUCCCAACAGCUCUCUUGCGCCCGAACACCCCAUUCCAUGCAUCUGCCCUCGCCUCCGCCAGCCUCGCACUUGCUCUGACUACCGACCGCGCUUUCGUCUGGGACUACAGCGCCGCAGCUGGCCCCCCAAAAGUUGUCUCUCUGCCUCUACCCUUUGGUCUGAAGGUAUCGGACCCCCUACCUCUGGGUGCCAUUGUUCGAAACGGUCCCACAAACGACUUUGGUGUCGUCGCAGUCGCGCCCUCGACUGGCAAGAUCACAUUCUGGGACAACAUCGACAGCGCCGAGGCUCGAAAUCAAUUUCCACAACGCAAGCAGGGGGUGGAUGGGUCUGUGAAGCUGUACUCUGGAGAGACCAUAACCGAUCUCGUGGACAUUGAGCACGCGGGCUACAUUCUGAUCUUCAGUAGUGGGAGACUGGCGCAGCUGACCCUGCGAGAUGCACAAGGCCGACCGGGCAUCGCUACAAAUAUUAUCAACCCCCCGAGCGGCUCUGGUGGCAGUUUCUUCAGCCUUAAGGGUUUACUUGGAGGCGCUGUUCGAAAGAGCAUCGCCUCGGUCAGGGCUCGCCAAUCUGAGUCCAAGGGUCAGAUGGAGGUCAUUACGGCGACACGGAGCGGGCUGUUUCAGCUAUGGGAUUUGAGUUGGUCAGGACAACACAUUUUCAAGCAAGAGAUUAACCUACAUGUCGAUAUGUUGUCUGCGGUCCAGGGGGAUACCGCACCUGAGACACAGGCCCGAUACGACAUGAGCGUGCUCGACUUUGCCAUAAUGGAGCAACAGCAGACUCCAGGGUCCGUCAGGCUUUUGGUACUUGCGGCCUUCGCCGGCCGAGACUCCCUAGAUUAUGCUCUUCUCGAGGUGGACUUAUCAAACACAAGUGGCAAGGUUGGCAGAGCCAUUCCAGUCCGCAAUUUCCGUCAGAAUGAGUUACCAAAGGAGCCCACCGGCACACUUCUCCUUCCUCAGCCUGGACACACAGCAUUCGUUCAAUUUCCAGGCGCUAUGUUUAUUGCAUCUCUCACUGAGCCAAUCGAAGGCCCUGAAGCACAACUCCUCACCGAUUCUGGACGAACCAGCUUACCUUUCCAGGACGCCAUCUACUUCCGCAGUGACAUUCCUGUGGUAGUGUCUGGCACUGCUCUAGAACACGGGAGCCGGAAGAGCAAACAGGCUAUCACUACGGUCUUCAUCCAGAAUUAUGGAAUCGUCCAGAUUAGCGUGGAACCACCGACGACGGACGCUAGAGACAAGGAGAGAUCGAGAGUCACCGCUCGCAGUAAAUUGGAGCAAGCCACAUUCUUCAGUCUGAUCCCUGGAACUGUGUUAGACUUCUCAAUCAAGUCGCGAUUCUCGUUCCCGGAGGAUGAAACUUCACAGGCGGCACUAGACAUUAGCACCGGGAUAAUCAGCUCGUCGUAUGACAACCUCGAGACAGUCACAACUUCCAUGGACGACCAAUAUCAGAAGCGAGCAUUGGCCCUUCGCACUUUGAUCUCUGAGGUGCGAUCCGAAUACCCAUCAGUGUCAUUCCAAACAAAGUGGCGUUUGUUGUGGCAUGCUGAGAAGCUUGCGGCGGCACACAAACUCUGGACCUGGUACCAGGACAAACUUCAAGAUCAGAAACUUCACCCUGAGGCAUACCCGGAAAAGAUUCUCAUGAGCGACAUCGUCAGGGCUUUGAACGAGCGGUACAAGACAAACAUUCAACCCGAACUUGGCGAGACAGACCCUAUUCGGCAAUUCUUCCUGAAGGACGUCGACCAUAUUGGUGUACUCAUCCCCUGGGGUUGGUUCUAUCUGCGAACUUUCUAUAUGAAGGAGGGCGCAAAAGAACAGCCUUCGAUUAUGCAAAGGCUCAGCGAAGGGUCGGAUGUCAUGCUUGUAACUUUGGAAACCGCAUUCGAGUUCCGACAAGCGAACCUUGUCUUGUAUGGUCUUGAGCCGGAUUCUCUGGAUGACGGUAUUCUCAGGGCUGGACUUGGGUAUGAUGUUCUUCCCCACUUCUGGACAUCCUCUCAUAACAUCGUGAGUUCGAUCCGGAGCCUUGUUGACGUUGGACGCAAUCUGGCAAUAGAGAAGUACGAGGAAGGUCUUCAAGAAGGUCUCGCCCAGAAGAUCGGCAAAGACAACCCCCGACUUGUCAGGAUGGGCUGCGAAACUCAUAUCGAACGCUUCCGAUGGGCACUCGAACAGAGCGACGAGAAGCAGAGGGAGAUGGGGCGAAGCUUGAGGGAAGAAUGGAAUGUAAAAGUGCGCCCACAACACAUCCACGGCCUCAUGGAGAUAGGCCUCGCGACUGAUGGAAUGAACCUCGCUGAGCGGUAUCGCGACAUGCCUACUCUUGUUGACCUAAUCUGGGACGAGUCGAAUUGGCUUGAGGGGGAGAAAGCCAACACUCGCAGCAAGAUGGAACAGGCUGAGAGCACUGUCAAACUCAACCGGAUCAAGGAGCGCAUCAACCGAUACUUCGAUCUUUACGGGGACGAAUGGGCCGAAGCGUACUACUCCAAAUACAUCCAGGAAAACCAAUCCGGGCAAAUCUUCAUGAAGGAGUACCUCAACCAGCCAGCGCUCACAAGGUACUUACGAGCGGAUCCAUCCCGCGCCAGACUGCAAUGGAUCAAUGAAGUUUGUGGCGAAAAGAAUUACGAGGCAGCCGCUGAGGCCCUCUACGACGCCGCCACGAGACAAGAAACCAAUGCGUGGUGUAACCGUGUCGAGCUAUCCAUAGCAAAGCUGUCCAUGCUAUGCCAGAAGGAGGUGAAACCUGGUGUAAAGCCACAGCCAGAGAAAGAACGCAAAGACAUGAAUCGCCUUGAAAAAGCUCGUGACAGACAAGUAACGACCACCGACAACCAACUCGAGUACGCCAAGAUCCAGGAAGCAGUCUUCGACCGUCUGUCUCCUAUUAUCGAAGGAGCUCUCGAUGAUGACUCCGCCGUGGAACUCUUGAUGGCUGAACUCGGCCAAGGCCGACUCAAAGAUCGCCCUGCACAUCAAGCUAUCCUGAAGGAAGGUUUCGAGAACUUGAUCCACCACAAGGUUAUCGAUGCUGCGCUAAUGAUCGAUAUCCUAACGCUUAUGACAUACGAUGAAAGCGAGGAGCCGACGUCCCUUGUGCAGACGAAUGAAUUCAUGCUUGCACUCCGGAUUUUGGUUGUGAAUUGGCACGCUAUCCACCGUACUACACGCGAUGGACUGGUGAAACUCGUUUGGAAACGCCUCUUGAUCAAGGAUAACUGGGCGGAAAUCAAUAAUACCAAGGACAUGUCCGACGCUACGCUCAAUGAGUUCCUCGUCAACACAACAGCGGGCUGGACGUUCAAGAGUCUUCUGAAAAUGAUCGACGACAACCCUUUCUCUCGCGUCGUCUAUCCCCGCCCCAUCCCCGAGCUCAUCGGUGCUGGGUGUACGCAUGGCGAACUCUGCGUUCGGUUCGGGGCUGAAGAUCUCCGCGAGCCGAUUAUCAAAGACAACCUACUCGACGACGAUGUCCUGAGGGAGCUUCUUGAGAAGAACCGUCUGGAGGAGUGGUUCGCAGCUGCAUGUAGGGCGGCAAAGAAGGACCUUGACCAGGAGACGUACCAUGCACAAAAGCAGUUGAUGCAGCAAGGCUCUGAGACUGCUGAGGACGGUACCGAACAACCUACUGUGGAAAUGAACGGACACAUCAAGGAGGACGCUGGGACUGGUGAUGCAUCAGAGGAGGCGUUUGAGGGUGAUGUUGAGAGCGCGGCAGAAGGGGAGAGGGACACGGAGAUGCGGGAUUCUUAAGGAGUGGGAGACGGUGAUUAGGUGGAACUGCAUGGGUAUGGCGUUUAAUAUUACGAACGUGAGCGUUCGAUUUUUCUUUCUAUUGUGUGU